Molecule: messenger RNA, 3014 nt
Organism: Procambarus clarkii (red swamp crayfish)
Lineage: Eukaryota; Metazoa; Arthropoda; Malacostraca; Decapoda; Cambaridae
Product: interferon alpha-inducible protein 27-like protein 2
Biological process (GO): apoptotic signaling pathway
Cellular component (GO): membrane; mitochondrion
Source: RefSeq, a predicted model, not a curated record
CCACUGGUAACCUGACUCAUUCGUGUCCAGCGCUGGGAAAGCUGUUUCAUGUCCACGUAAUCUGUCACUUGAGGCUAGACUUCAAUGGGAGCUGGUUUACGUGUCUAUGGUAUAUAAGGAACUCUUACGAACCUUUACCCCAAUAGCAUCAAAAUCACAAAAUGGCACAAGAUUCGUGGAAGAACUGUAAGGUGUGCGAGAAUCUAUUUGACGGCCAGAAUCAUGAGCCCAUUGCCCUUCCUGCCUGUGGCCAUACGUUCUGCAGAUCAUGUCUCAUCAAAAUACGCAAUGUCAGGGAACUCAUUGAUUGCCCUCUUUGCAGGAUUCGACAUGCAGGACCAGAACCAGAAGUCUUGCCAAUAAAUAGGAUCAUCAUGGAUCUUUUGCAAACGGAUGCACAGCAAGCAAGACAAAAUGGUAGUGGAGAUACCAUGGAGAGCCAGAGCAGCUCUGCUAGUGUCAGUUCUCCCGAAACUAAUACUUCUUCGGAUAGCAAGACGCCUUCAUCGGACUCUAACAAAACAAAAAGCUCGUUAAAGUAUGGGCUAGCGGCUACUGCUGGUGCUGUUGGAGUGGUAGCUUUAGCACCCGUUGCCCUUGCAGCUGUGGGCUUCACAUCAGCAGGCAUUGCCGGUGGAUCCAUAGCUGCAUCCUUGAUGUCUUGGUCAGCUACAGCUAGUGGCGGUGGAGUUGCUGCGGGCAGUAUGGUGGCGGUACUACAGUCAGCUGGUGCUGCAGGCUUUGCUGCAUCUACAACAGCCGGUUUAGCUGGUUCUGGAGCUGCCAUUGGUGCUGGGUUUGCUAAGGUCUUCAGUAUGUUUGGUGGAAAAACUAACGAUGAGAAAAAGAAUGAGAACUCUGAGAAUAAAGGUGGGGAAGACAAUAAGAAGGAUGAGGAAAAUGAGAUGGAUAAGAACAAGAAGGAUGAGGAAGAUGAGAAGGAUGAUGAGGAAGAAAAGACGGAUGAUGAGGAAGAUAAGAAGGAUGAUGAGGAAAAAAGUAAAAAUGGCUCACUCUGAAUGUAAUGACUGGUAUAUAAAUUUAUCAUUUGUGGUUCUUAAUGUAAAUGUUUCUCCUAGUUAAAAUACCAGUUUGUUUUAUUUGUGUUAAUUUGAUAUCAUUUGUGUUUGAGAGUAUAUAUUAGUAAAUGAGUGUGAUUCUGUGUAUAAAUUUUUUCCCGCAUGUCUUCGUGCAAGGACCGUCCCUGCACUCAAUGAGAGAGAGAGGGCCGAGACUCCACACACACACACAGGGUUGUGUGGUGUGUGUGCUCAUGAGGUACCCACCUCACUGUGUGAGGUUAUUGACCUCCAUUUAUAUCCGAGUGUCUGGGACUGAAAUCGUUAAUUGGGCGAUUAAUUAUUCCUUGUUAGUGUAUUAUCCCUUUUCCUGUGUUUAAAUAAAUCUAAUGCACACAAUUUGGUUGCUUCUUAGAGUCCCGCCAAUGCAAAACUAUGGUACCGGCUCCAUGUGGUCACUCUUGUGUUUAAAGUUUUUAUAAAUGCAGUUUGGUUCUACAUCCCUGGUUUAAAGUGCAUAGCUUUACUAUAAGCAAGUAAGGACGAGUUUCGUGAGUACGAACUUGCUUUUUUCCCUCAAAAUAACAAAAUUCUCUCUCUCCAGAUGUUCUAAUAGUUUUUUUUUUUUUUUUUGCACACUUCUCCAUCACCUUGCAUGGUAUGCAAGUCAGGGACACGGGCCUGUAGUUCAGUGCCACCUGUCUGUCUCCCUUGUAUAUCGAGACUACAUUAGCUGUCAUCCAAAUUCUUGGUAGUUCUCCUGUUACCAAUGACUUGUUAUACACCAUUGAAAGUGGUAGGCACAGUGCUUCUGCAUCUUCUUUUAGUAUCCAAGGUGAGAUUUUAUCUUGGACUUGGACCAAAUCCAAUUCAAACAAAUGCUUCCUUACCACCCCACUGGCAAUCUCAAUCUCUUCCAGUGGUGCUUGGUUAGAUAGUCUCUUAAUUUAGGACCUUCUUGCUCUAUUGUGAAGGCCUGGAAUUUCUUUUUGAGUUCCUUACACACUUCCUUGUCAUUCGUAAUGAAUCUGUCUGCCCCUAUCCUCAGUUUCAUUAUCUGUUCAUUAAUGUUUCCUUCUGAUGUGGCUGUGAAGCAAUUUGGGUUGUGUUUGCCUUAUUUGCUAUGUCAUGGCUUCAUUUGCAUUUUGAAUUUUUUCCUUUUUCACUGGGGCAAAGUUGUCUGCUGCCUCCUUGCACUACAGGGUGAUGUAGUCCAUCAUGUCUUAGGCAGCCUUUCCUUUGAGAUGUUUCCCAUUGUAUAUCUAUUAGGUAUAACGUAUGUCAUUGAUGUAACAAUAGGAUUUCAAAAUUGAAAUAAUACAUUUAUAAAGAUACCAAUGUUAUGUUUGCCAUGAGAUGUAUAGAAAUUAACAUUAGUCAUUUUUUGUAGGUACUGUACAACUGAAAAUUCAAAAUUCAAAUGUUUAUUUAGGUAAAGUACAUUCAUACAAGGGGUGAUACAGAUUUUGAUGAAUUUAUAGAUAGAGCUGGUACAUACAAUGCCUAAAGCCACUAUUACGCAAAAGUUUCGGUUAGGAAAAACACUUAAUUACAUAUAUUUACUGUCUGUUUAUAAGGUGCUGGAAAAGUGCCCAAAUACAUGUACUGUAUACUGGUAUCCGGACAGCAAGACACUUCAUCCAGUCGUAUUCCAGGGAACAUAGGAUUAAGGACUUGCCCAAAACACUAUGCGUGCUAGUGGCUGUACAAGAAUGUAAGAACUCUUGUAUAUAUAUAAAUAUAUAAACAAAAAACUAAUGGAAUUUUGUCAUUAUGUACUGAUUGUUUAUUGAUUCCUUAAAAUUUAAAGGUGUCAAAACUCUAUUGGUUCUCUUUGGCAAAACUUCAACAGAAUGGAAUCAAUGGAAUUGGAUCCUUUCCAUACUUUAAACAUUUCGGUUCAAUCCAGUCUUAAAGUUUUGUCAAUUUAUUACCAAAUUUUGUGAGUUGUCUGCCAAUGAUAAAUAUGUCACAAUAAACAUACUUGAACUUGAA